UUUUCCUAACUUUUCGUCGCUUAAACUCAUUCACAAGGCGGACGCAACUUCCUUAAACGGUGUUAAAGGGUGUAUAUUGUUGGUUUCCACUGAGCUUCACCGACGUAUAAAAUUGGCUUAGUCCCGCCCAACAUGGCAAAAGCUAUGAAGACUUUAUUCCUGGUUUUAGGUUUUCAUAUAAUCGUUCAAUAUGCUGAAGGUAAAGGUAUGUAUGUGCUACCACUUUCCAAAAAAAAUAGAUGUAUUUUAGUUUUAAAUAUGUUUUGAUAACAAACGAAGCAACUCUGAUUCGUCGGGAGCGAACUAGCCAUACAUCACUGAUACCAUGCAAGCUUUGCUUUUUUAUUAGCCCCCUUUUUUAUCUUUACAAGACUAAAUUAUACAUGGCGGAUCAUCGUGGGUUAAAUUGCGUUCAGGACGCAAAAAUUUGUCACAAACUUCGCAGUAAAAGGGUUUCUGUCUAUCCAACCCUCUAAAAGAGAAUCAGGGACCUGUGAGGUCCCGAGGAAGAACGACUGAUCCCGUAAAAAAUUGAAGAGGAUUAAAGUAAAGAAACUACAAAUUUAAAAAAAAGCUUGAAUAAAACUCCAUCUCCGCGUUUACUCUUUUUUAUAUUUCAAUUCAUAGUUAAAUUCAAGCGAAAAAAACUUAUUUUUACGCACAAUUUACCCAUCAUAAGGCUUGUAUUGUAGUCCUUUGAAAUUAACACCAUGGAUUCAAUAACAUGGGCAAAAGAAAGCCUAUUCUUUAUUUUUUUUCUUAUUUUCUGGGUUAGCUUAAAAGCAUUACGCUAAAGCGGUGCAAUGUUUUAUUCGCUUAGGUUCAAAAUGGGACCAGCUAAGAGGUAAGUGGGGUUUAUUUUUCAGCGAACCCGCGCAUUUGACUCUAAAGCAGUAGUUGUUGCCAAUUGAUAACCAACCAACGUUUUCAGAUCCAUAUCUCCAUGGUUGCAAUUGUGCUAAUAUCUGUUUCUGUAAAGCACUCACAUAUGAGUGUUCAUUAGACUAUAUUAAUGCGCCUGGCAACGGAUUGUGCUUUUUUUGUGGUCCGCGCUGUCAAAUGAGAGGAUUUUGCAAAAGCUAAGAAAAACUCUUUAAAGCUAAGGUUGUUACUUUCACUGUUCAAAGAUAAAUGUAUUAUCAACCCCCUGUUAAUUACUAAACUAAAGAGUAUUGAGUGUUUGAAAAUUGAAAGUUGAUCAGCACCAUUUGUAAACAUAUUUGUAUUCGGGAGCGAAGUAUUUUCGAUUUUCAACGAAAAGAAGCUCGUCUUUGAGAAAAUGCCAUGAUAUUUAGGUAACUAAUUAUUUUGUACAUCAAUUCCCACGUUUCUAGCUACUUAGUUGUAAUUUGAAUUCCCACUGAAUGAAACCAAAAACGCUUUUAUUAGAAGUUUGACGACGGUGGACAGGCUUUUGUGCGACCUAAUAAAAACCAAUCUACUUUCAAAAGCGUUUCAUUCGGAGAAAGUAAUAUUGUGGAACUGUUUUUAAAAGUCGGCUCCUCCUGAGGAUCUAUUUUAUCUCAAUCUCGAAUAAAAGGUAGAACGCAUUUAUAUUUUCUUUUCAGUGACUUUUGGCAAAUUUUCCAUUUAUCCACUUACCAGUGAAGAAGCCACUCAAAAUGGUUGGAAAUGGGAUGGCCAUUGUUCAGGUAUAUGUAUAAACUAGUCUUAUUCUAAAAAUUCGAACUUUCAUCAUAUACUAUUAUUCAGGGCAAUCGUUUAUAUAAAAAUAUCAUUAAUUGUAAUCGUUCAGAAAACUGCUACAUUGGAUGACAGGAAAGGAAAUGCUUGAUCACUCAAAUGAGCAAUAACUAUCUAUCUAUCCAUCCAUAGACGACAUUCACCUAUAUCUAUCUACUAUUUAAUUGGCCUCUUUCAAAAUGAUCUUUCUUGAGAAUUUUGCAAAUUGGUAGCAAGUAGAUAAAAUAAAUAAACUCUAGUGCUAGUUCUUUGCUGUCACCUGGUUGACUUAAAAAGUGCGAGUUAAAGGCGCUUAUUACUGCAUUCAUUAACAAUGACGCCGUCUUUUUCUUAUCCAGAUCGGGGCUCUAACUUCUUUUACGGGAAGCGUUUUGUAAGAGGCAAUGACAGUGCUACAGGUCUGAUUUUUGACUGUGCUGGCCACUUGGCAGGGAUGCAAGCUACCGUAUGUGUAAUCUGAAUUCGAAAGAGAAGCCAAAAAUAAUGCUUAGUAUAUCAAAGUUUGCACUUAAAGCAAGGGUUUGAACCUAAAAUAAGAAGCUAAAGCAAAGACGUUUUUGAGAAAAACCGGAAGUCAAAACCUUUUCCUUUUAAUAUGGCUUGACGCUACCAAACUCCAAUUCGAUCUGGAACGCCCGGUCAACGCGGUUUCAACGAGUUCUUAAGAACUCCUAAGUGCUCCGUGGGUAAACAAAUUACAAUCACAAUUUGUAUUAGUUGCUAAGUGUAUUUACUCUUACAGAGACGAUUUACCCAAAAAUUUGAGCAAAAACCACUGCCCAAUAACGCCAAAAGUCCACUUCCGGUAGACGUGCGUUGUUCAACUGAAACGUCUUUCAAGCUCCCUACUGUCUUAAUGGCCGCAACUCAAUAAUGGAGGAGGCGCAAGGCAAACGGCGCUUCCUCUGUAUCUACUGAAAGCCAAUGAACAUAUUUAACAAUUAUUCCUUGAGCCCGAAUGGCCUCUUAAUCAAUGGCCCAUGAGGCCGAAGGCCGAAUGCGCUAUUGACUCAGUAUAGUAUAAAUCCAACUAGUUGGUCAAAAAUAUCGAGAAUGAAAAAAUUUAAGCUAGUUAAAGCUAGACUUUAAUCCUUUUUUGCCGCCAAAAAGCCCGCGCUUUUCGCUACUAGUGGGAUAUAACAUAUAGCCUAGUGGUAGCUCAACCAAUCAGAACGCAGCAUUGAUAAUAGACCGCUAGUUGGAUUUUACUAAUUUCAUAUAGUCCCGGGUAUAUUUUUAAUAUAGAUGGAGAUAUAUAACUCACUCUACAUGAGUCGUCUUGUACACAUAAAAUUUAUACAUCCUUGUCCAUGUUUGCACUUAAAGGUGUUGUGUAAAAGAUUAAAAAUACAAAUCGCGCGUCCUUAUUUGCUAUGGAACUCAGUUGAAAAAUCACUUGCAAAUUGCAAAACCACAGCUUCGUGUCAAACAAAUCAAUUCUCCCAAGCAGUAUAUCAGACGUUACAAACACUAAAAAUGAACGUUGAAAACUGUUUAUAACCUAACCGCCAGGUUUCAAAAGGCACAAUUGCAAUCUUCAAUGUUCUUCAAGUUUGUCCAUCCGUGCCUCCUUUUGUAUUUGAUGUGUUAUUUAUACCUUCUUUUCAUGUCCUGAGUUGUCAUUUUUAUGUUUCAUUCAGUUUGGUCGCAGUUUCCGCUCUUUUAAGUUUUGAUAAAUUUCGUGACACAGCUUCUUUAACCAGUGGCGGAUUCAGGGAAGGGGCCCACCCCCCUUAUUUUUAGAUCAAACUGAGGCGCGAAGGGUCGAAAAACUUUUUUUUGGAGACCGGGAACCUCUCCUUAUCUCAGGGUCUGGAUGACCGGGCCCCCCCUUAUCUGAAGCUCUGGAUCCGCCGCUGUUAACGGUAGAUGAAAUCGCACUAAAUAAAACGAAAACUGAACGCCCCAGACAUUUGACCGUGGUAGAAUACAACAGUAGCUGUCCUUAUGUUCUUUCAACAGAUCAACAAACCACCUGAGAAUGCUGAUAUCUACAGCGAACCACCGUGGAUCACAACAGAUGAUGGGCACGUGGCACUCACUGCCUACUUCCGGAACCCGAAGAAAAUUUGCGCUUAUAAAGGAAAGAAGUGUAACAAGCCGGUCCACAAUAAGCGACCAAUAGGAAACCUUCUGUGGAUACAGAUGUCUGACUUCCGGUUGAAUAAAAAAGUUAUGAAACUACCGCUGAAGGAGAAAAAGAUCGUGGACACACCUUGGGUCGAGGGAACCUGUGUUCCCGCUAUGGGUAAUUCUUUUGGUGAUAAUAAACUUCUGCCUGAAGCUUACAGUUUUAACAGAGGGUUUUUAACUUGGCGCAUUUGGCCAAUUAUAUAUUGAGAGAUAGUCAGUCGAAUAAGACUCCAGCCAGGUGUGCAAUGCCCAAUGCGCAAGAAAACCGGCGCCAGGAAUUCGCUGAAUGUCGGUGGUGUUAAAUUUGGUUGUCUGAAAUGACGACACGAGCAUUUUAGAGCCAACCACAUAGCCAGCUUCGAUCCAUUGUGACUCUCUGUCGUCAGCCUGGGAGAUUCCUAAUAUUAGUAUAGAUUUAGCCAAGGCCAAAAGCGAAGCUCCCGUAGAUUUUUUUAAGACUGCUAACAAGAAACAAACUGAAUUCCUCCUUAAUAAAGUGGACUUGAGCCUACCAUCAAGUGAAAACUAAUAACUAGCUGGGGGAGAUCCUUAAAAAUACACGUUACCUAGAUAAGUUGAGCCUACAAUUCAGUCACAUGACACAGGUCAGCAUUAAGUUUGACAUUUCUCAUCGCUUCCAUGAAGGGGGCGGACGUACGGUCGAAUGCACUGACUGACGGACGAUUUUUUACAACCAAAAUUUCUUAGAUGCAGGAGAUGCAUGGAUAACAAAUUAUGGUGGUGUUCCGCUUCGCGCGCUUCCCUAGCGGGAGCUCCGCUAUUGCUGGUUUUCACUGUCACGCCAUUAAAAAUAAAAAUCAAAACCGUUUAAUCCUGAUAAAGUUCAGAAUCUUGGAAAUGAAAGCACGUAUAUAAAGACCUCGCCAAAAUUCAAGUCACUGUAAUUUUAUCGUAUGCCAGAUAUUCGGUGAAACGACAUGAUUUACCCAAAUUUUUAGAGCUUUGUAUGGAGAAACCAUGUUGGUGCCCAUCUGGAUGGGCCCCAACAUGGGGGCAGGAAAUUAGCCGGAACAUCGGUCACUGAGUUUUGAGAGUGGUGACGGAGAAGACGAAACGCCGAAAGGAUUUUGGCAACAACGAGGACAACUAGAUUCAUGGCAACCAAAGAUGAAAGGAAACUCGGAAAUACUUUCGACAACUUUACAACAACUUUAAAAAUAAUGUAACCGCUUAAAAUUAUUCUAUAUCUCACAGGAAUCCACUACCACUUCAACAUCUCGAAAGAUUUUGACUGUAACAAGGCCUUGCCAGUUUUCCUGCUGUUCAGUGAACAAAGCAAAACCCUGAUUGGAUUUGGCUGGGGGGGACCAUUUGAUGUUCCAAGUACUGAAUGGGAAAAGCCACCUCCUUCUCUCUUUGCAGUGAGUAUUGAAUAUAUAUUUUUACAACAAACCCGGUAAUGAAAUAAUGAAAAUAUGAAUUUCAAAUAUUUUAACUACGGGAUAAAGGAAUUUAAUGCUCCCAGUUGGCUGGUUAGAACCCCGCACCGGUAUCGCAGAGGUCAGCGCUCGAAUCCCGACAAGCCUGGAUUUUUUCAGGCUUUUUUUUUUCGCAGCUGCAUUAUUUGUGACUUCAACUGUGAUGAUCUUCACAUUUAAAUCCGGUAAUAUUAUAAACAUUUAAUUUAUAGCCACUUGUUGAUUGUUUGAUCUUAGGGCGAGUGUAGUAUACAUUCAACUUUUUACAAUAACUGAGCGAAUCCUUCAGGCGCGCUGAUUGGUCGAGAGCCAUGGUCUAUGAGAGUAUAGACCAUGGAAAUGACGUAACAUGUCACGCAGUGCCGGUUGUUUUGUUUUAAGUUUUUCGUAAAAAAAUAAAUGUUAUUGUAAAAAACAAAUCGACCACAAUUUCCAUGGUCUAGACUCUUAACUUUGCAGUGAAACCACUCGCCUGAGUCUCGUGGUUACACUUGAGUUUUGAACAUAUUAUGACGUCAUUUCUAUGGUCUAUUUAACAAUUAUUUGGCGAGCACGAAUGGGCUCUGAGUCAAUAGCCAAUGAGGCCGAAGGCCGAAUGGGCUAUUGACUCAAAGGGCCAUGAGGGCGAGAGGAAUAAUUGUUUUAGUAAAAUCCAACUAGUUGUUCAAAAAUACCGAGAAUAAAAAACUUUUAGCUUGUUAAAGCUAGAUUUUAAUCCUUUUUUGUCGCCAAAAAGCCGGCGCUUUUCGCUACUAGUGGGCUAUAACAUAUAGCCUAGUAGUAGCUCAACCAAUCAGAACGCAGCAUUGAUAAUAGACCGCCAGCUGGAUUUUACUAAAAGAGUGUAGACCAUGGAAAAUUGUGGUCGAUUUGUCAAUUCACCGUUUAGACGGACCCAGUUUAGACCGGCUCUAUGUCUGAUGAGUUGUGUGCCAUAUAGAGAGUUAACGAAACUGACUGGAGAAUGUCAGCGAUUAACACUUUAGUAACAACAAUGGCUAAUAAGAGAUUUGCAAAAUUUCCUCGUCAUUGGAUAUGAUUAAACAGCUUUUUUUGUGCAUGCGCAUAAGUCAAAAUUUGAACUUACCGAUCUUUUUUUUCUCACUCUCUUAAUUUUUUCCCGUUGCCUUUCGUUUUAUAGCCAUUUUUGUUGCCCACUUUAUCAUCUUUCUUUCUCGUGAAAUUUUGGCUGGCCAAAUUUCCAGGAAAGGGACAAACGUAAUCUGCAAACAGUAGUAGGUAAAUAGAAAAAUUGGCAGUGAAUAUUAUGGCCCCAAAUGUUGAUUGUAAUUUUUGUGUAACUGUGUCAAAAUUUGGUAAAUGAGGUACCUGUGGUAAAAGACCUAUCCUCGCUGAUUUUGCUGCUUAUGAUCUAAACAACUUAAAUGGAAAGAUAAACGGGUCCAGGAGGGAAAAUAUCAGGUCCGCCACAAGGAACCAAAACGACAAAAGCGAUUGUCAAAGGGUUACCUCCAGCUGUCUCUUUUUGGAAGGUGUCCCGACUAUGGCACCUGUCACUUUCCAUGCUUGAUUUUGUUUCCUUGAAUGUAUUCCCCAUUGCAGUCAAUCAGCCUUCCUUCUUUACUUCAUUUUGUUUUGAAAAUGAUCUUUCCUGACCAGAUUUCCUCGAUCCUGUACUCUCAUUUGUACGUUGGCCCUUACUACCUUACGACAAAGUAUUCCUUAAAAAGACACUGACCUUAAAGUUUAUUUACAUUUUUGUUUACAGAGAUCCAUGAAGCCUGAAACAACUCCUGAAUGUUUAAAGAAUUAUACGAAAGUAUCAGUACAACAUGUUUACUUCGUGGACCCACUGAAAAUUGCUUGUUCUUAAAAAAAGAAAGUCCUUUCGCGUUGGUUUAUCAUUUAUAAGUCAUAUCAAGCCGUUUAAUUAUAAUACAUCCUCUACAUAUCAUAUUUAUCAUAAAUUGGUCAAGCCUUGUAAAGCCUACAAAGUCCAUAAUACGCACUCAACGAGCCAUGUAAAAUGCUGUCAUUAUAAUUAAAGUUUAUCUGUUAACAAAGUAUGGUUUAGUCGACGCUUUUAUAUCGACCAAGAGAGGGACUCAAUACCCUCUUUAGAUACUGGUUUUUUCCUUCUUUUAAAGCUAACUUUAGCUUAUAUUGCGCAAAACUUCUGAAGACGGAAAACGGUUUCGGUGCUUGAAACGAAGUCUUUCUUUGCCUUAAAACUUACUUUGCACCAAACAGUCAGUUAGUGAAGGCAAAUGACAGUCAAUAUGGCGACGGGAGGCGCUGGGAACGAGGCUACUCGAAAUUAUGAUAGCUUAUGAUGUUUUAAGACUGCUCCUGGUUGGGCAGAGGAAAGCGAAGUAAUGCGUGCGUUCGACAGAUUCGGACGUCGUUUUUAUUUGCUACCCGCCUCGAUUAGCUCGCUAGCCAUUUCCAGCAGUAACAUUUAAACAGUUAAUCUAUAAAUUGAGAUUAUAAAAAAGUUGAGGUUGACGUCUAAGAAACGUGGUGAAGACUUGGGGGUUUAUUUCGCAUUAGAAUUGGUGUUUCUUUGAUACCAUUUCGGAAGAAUUGGGCUUAAAGGACACCCACCUAAUGCGGACAUCUAGUUAUUGCGGAGAGUUUUCUUUGUCGCUCGGAGAAGAAAGCCUGACAUUUUCUCUAAAUUCAACCUGCUUUAUACAUGCUUUAUUAACCAAGCGUGAUGUCAAGAUGACUGUAUUAUACUUGCCAAGUACUUUUUUACCUUGACUUCGUCUCGGUCAAUAAAAACCCAAAAAAGAACGAGGUCAAUAUACAGCCAUCUUGACAGAACAAACUUGGUCAAUAAGGGAUUCAUUAUAUGGCCAAAAAGAGAACUUUUUCUUGCAGAACAAACGCUGGAAAUCCCGAGCGGGCACUCAGAUAAGUAGCCUAUCAGAACGCAUCAUGCUCCCUCACGGAUUCAGUCAUAUAUUAAUCGCGUCUUCUUUUGACACAUCUUCUAUGGUCCCCUCAGUGUUCGUGCUAACGUUGUUCCAGCGUAGUCUGGGUGUGGUCAAUUGGUGCUGUUCGUGAGUGAAGUCAGUUCAGAUCCAUUCAGAGCGAUGAUCAAUGUUUGAAAAACGGCUCGAUUUUAAAACAAUAUGACUCUUUCUUGACCAAUCAGAGGUUAAAGAGACUAUUCCGUCAUCAAUAGUUUACUUUUUACAGGUAAUUUUAAAGAGAUAUCGCCUUUAAUUGUUCUUUCACCUGAGUUACGUGUCGCCGGCUUGAGACACCGUACCCAGCAACUGUUUUCAAGAAAUUCAACGGAAGAACAGAAAAUACAAUGUUCAUAGAGACAAAGAUGUUUCUUUUUGUUGGGGCCUUGAUAUUGCACAUGGAAACUGUGAAAAGCUGCGGAGAAAGUGGUAGGCUAAUAAUUGUAAAUAUUUGGGAAAAGUUUCAAAAAUGCAGUCGUAUUUCCACUUUUCAAACUGAUAUUAUAUCUCAUUUUCAUGGGAUUCUGUGAAAAGUUAUUUUUUCAAGUAAAACAAUCGCUUGAAAAUCACAAAAACAAGUUCUUUUGUUCAUUAUCUAAUAUUUGAUUUUUAUAGGACAGUUUUUGUUAGCUGAAGCGUGGGGCUUUGUAACUGUCAGAUAGAUUUGACAACUGACAAAGUUAUACGUUAGUUCGGUGAUAAUUACUUUGACUUUGCCGGAGAAAAAUGGAAAAAGACCGCAAUUAUGGGAUAAUUAUGCUAACAAGUUGGUAAAACUUUAAACGCAACCUGCAUAAGUGCUUUCCAUACGAUGUUUCCCUUUAUGACUUCAGACACAUCCAACGGGAAAUUUUGAGAAAAAGACCUAAAAACAACAACAAAGCAUUAAUAAAGCUUUCUCAAGCCAUUUUAAGCGCUAGCAUUUUGAGAGAUUCCUGGGAAAAUGUAUGGGGUCCUCACACCCAGCAAGACUGUUGGGAGUCCCCAGCCAGCAAGGUGCACCAACAACCUGCAGCCUUACUUACUGGGAAGUUUCCAAGCAGACAGACAGACAGACAGCCUUUAUUUUAGCACUAUGAUAUUAGAAGCUAUGCAGCUUAUGGGGUAGUAUGUCCACACAUUACAGGUCAGUUGGAGUGUGGACAUAGGGCAAAAUUCAGCCUUUCAGUGGGAGAGGGGUGAGGGGGAAAGGGUGUUCUGUCAAAUACAACAUAGCAGCUAUUCUACACAUCAAAUUCCCUCGACCACCAUGAAUUGUCUCUUUUACCAGCAACACUUUCUUUCCAAGGACAUAUUACUUCUUCAAAAUCUCUCAGCCAGCAAAAAUUCGCUUGAAGAACAGAUAUUUUCAGGGACAGAUCCAUUGGGUGCCCUUGUAAUUUACACUCCGCUAUUUCCUUUUCUUUUUCGCGUUUUUCUUACAAUGAAGUGAACUGAAGUUUAAUGCUACAAUGCUCUUUUUGCAAAAUAGCAAGUGGUUGCAUCAUAAAAAAAACCAAAACUGAAUACCAAGUAGUUGCAUCAUUUCGUAAAACGAUUAAUACGUUCUGCGUAAUAUGCAUCAUGCUUAUUAUCAUGAGUUUUCUUUCAAAGUUUUAAUUAUUUCAUUUUUUCUUCCAAUUUUACGUAAAAUUUUGCAGUUCUUCAUGCACAAGAACAGAGAGGAAAGCAGUACAGAUUUUAUUCAGGGUAUCGCCAAUAGGACAAAUCCCACUCGUCUUAAAACUUGUUUCUGUUUAUAAUUGACAGAUUUAUAAACUCAUUUGUAUCGAAACAGGUUCCCUGUUUACUUUUAAAAACUAAUCUUUGCGCUUGCAAAGCUUAUAAUUGAGUGAAAAUAGAAAAUGCUCUCUAAAAAACACAAAUAACCAAAUAAAAAAUGGUAAUUAAACUUACAGAUUUUAAAAGGAAUUGUUUGUUUCCGGAGUCGCACUAAAAAUGAAUCUUUGUUUUUCCCAAGAGAAAAAGUACUUGAAAACAGCGAAAUAGACUUGCUUAGCUUAGCUUAGCGUAUUUGUUUUCCCUCUUCAGUCAUUUAAAUUAAUCAACCUAGAGUCAGUUCUUUUUCAUUUUUAUCAGUUGACUGGUAUACAAAAAAACGAAAUGACAUGUCAGUACUUUUUAUUGAAAUGUCUUAAAAGCAGUCUGUUUCACUUGAAAUUUAUUGUUUUGCUUUGUAGGAAAACAAUGGGACCGUUUACUUGGUAAGUAACAGACUCCAAAUUAAACUGUAACGAGGAUAGCUUUAACUCAACAUUAACAGGUGCCGCUUAAUAGAGCUUUCUUUGCCGGAUGAGGCAUUUCACACCUGGAAGAAUAUAGCUCCUUUCUCCUGAGAUAACUUUAACGAGGGAGUUAGCGACCAUCGUUACGUAAAAAAGUUCAAAAGAAGCGACCUUGAAAGCUGCCGAGAGGUAGCAUAUGAGGUUUUCUCGAAUCCUACUCAAAAAAAAAUAACGGCUUUGAACUUCCCAGCGCAAAAAAACGCUAACGUGCACGGGAAACAAACUCGAGUGUCAACGCUCUUACCUCGGUUAUAUGCCAUUUGAUUUGUGCAUUUCCCAUAAUACACCUUGUUUUCCCCAACACCCCCUCCCCCCUUAUCCGCUUGCUCCUUUCUCCUUCGCAGAGGCCUCUUUGCGUCGUAGGAAGGCUGGGGAGAGGGUAGACUGCCAGCAGUCUCUCUAUUACUUGAAAAUCUGUGAGCGAGUGCGAUAAUUACGCUCGUGCUUGCGCCUGCACAACUCUCUGCUCGCGGCUUUGCCGUCCUCGCCUAAGUAAACUUACGCAACAGGACGGGGGAGGGAAGAAGACGGCUAACAUUGUGUGAAAAGCGUGAUAGUAAUCUUGUUUGAAAUAACUUUUCCCCAAACUUCACUUUCCUUUAAACAGAUCUUUUUGUAAAAGACUAGGAAACAUUAAUGUUAAGUGAAGAUUACGUCAAAACACGUAAGUAAUAGCCCUAUCACGUUUGUCACACGUGAGCGUUUUACGGUCCUUGUCUUCCUGCUCUCCUGUUGCGUAAACUUACAAGUACUCGCUCACAGAUUUUCGAGCAAAAGAGAAACUGCUCGCAGUGUAGGGAGAUGGGAAAUGACGCUAUAUUUAUCAGUUGGGAUACCCAGCGGGAACCUCUGCAGAGGAGAAAGCCACUCCCCCGGCCAGAUUUUGUAUGACUGAUUGCCCUUGAUUUGUCUUUGGACGACCUGUUAUACCCAGUGGGAAUUAUAGACAAAAAUGCUGGAGUGGAGGAAUAAACAAGGUGUAUUAUGGUGAAUGCGCAAAUGGCAAAUGUAAAAAAGAAUCAUAUGAAUGUACCAUGAGAGAAAUAUCGUUCGGAGGGCAUUGUAAACUUGAUUAAUAAUCCUUUGGUUUUUUUUUCAGUAAAUUUCUUGAAUCCUACGCCUCUUCCACGAACAGAAGACCAAGCUCUAGCUGAGGGGUGGAGAAACGACGCUUCAUGUGGUAUUACACGACACUGUAUCCUUUCCCGAUUUUACAAAAAUUGUCUUGUAUCAAUCUUGUAUCCAGAUAUUUUAUUUGAAGCGGAUCUUAAUUAAGAAAAAAAUUCCAUCGCCGGUUUGCAGAUGAUCGGCCUUUUAUGACUAAAGAAGUCAUAUGUACGCUGCUUUCAAAGUCGAGCGACUUGUAUAUACAUUUUCCCUCCCCUCCACUAAAAACCCCGGUGAAAAAUUGUAUGAAUGAUGGCUGUCAUAGGAUUUUUCUGAGGCCCCGUUAAGGUAAAAUUUUAAAAAGCCACAUGGCCUUGAAACAGCGAGAUAAAGUUGCUUGAAAUACCCACAGGGACAUGGCCUACUCUCCUUAAAACGCAACACGUCUGUAUUUGAAAUUCAGACUAGGGACAUACUUACCCUCCUCCGACCAGGAGGCUUAGACUUACUAUUUUUCCGCACACACCUGUUUCAAUUUCUGUCUCAACGACCAGCACGUACCACCCCAUCCACCCCACAAGAUAGCUUCUCUUCGUUAAACCUUUUAAAGAUAAUUGCCAUUUCUUUGUUGUAGAUGAAAAAAAUCCAUUUUAUGGCAACCGAUACGCGCUGGGAACCGACAUAUCAACGAGGCUGAUAUUUGAUAACAAUGGAGAACUGGCCGGAAUACAAGCAACAGUAAGACAGUUUAUGAUCAGUGGCCUGUGAGGGUUAUUAUUUGACCGUUAGCCAUCCUACCUUUCCGGAAUAAAGGGGCAUGUCCGACAAUUACGUGGGUCUUGUUUAAGGUUCAAUUUAAGUUACGCAGAUUAUGUCGUCCUCAAAACCCCAGAUUACUGAGUCAUAGGGAGGUAUAUGCGAGAAUAUGGUGCGUGAAUAAAAAAGUUAAAGUUUUAAAAUUAAGAAUUAUAUGCGUGUUUGCAAUUGACAAUUAUCUCCAAAGCAUUCUAGGUUACUUAAUCAAAUCGAGGCAAGGGCUUUAUGCUCCCCUUUAUCCCAGAUCACUGAACGUUAUGCGAUGAACGCGCCUCUCGUCUUGGGGAGAAUGUGCCAUGCUUAUAAGGUUAAAACAUUUGAUCAAGUUAAAACAAACUAUAUUUUCUCUAACACAGAUCACUGAGUCAGACGAGCUAAUACUUUCACCCACCCGACCCCGGCCGGGAGCGUUUGUAAAGGACGACCAUGGCCACUAUCUUGUAACAGCUUACUUCACCGACAAACCCAGUGAUAUCUGCAAGAAAAGGCCGGGCAAGCACUUGGCGAAUGGACGACACAAAAAGAAAGAUGCCCUGGUUAUUCAAUUGAGUGACGUCAGACUGUGCAAGCCUGAGUUCAUGGAAAUACCGCUGGACGAACGAAAACUAGCAAACACCAGAUGGGUGAAAGGGAAGUGCUUUCGUGGAAUGGGUAAGAUAAUUUGAAAAAAUGAGGGAGGGACAUUGCAGGCGAACAAUAAGGAGAAGUCUCAUACUAUCAUUCACUUACUUUCUUUGGUACUCAGAUAAAAAAAGGGUCUUAUAGUUAUUUUAAGUGAAAAUAUGGUUGAAUCCCUUACUAUGAAUAUUACUUUCUGCCCUCUGAAUUCAUACGGAGAGGAUGGAGUACCGAGAGCUGUGUGGGCUGUGCAAUGACCCCCCAUUUUAUUCUUAAGAGUUCAAGGGUGCAUAUGAAAAUAAAACCGGGGGGAUUUAUUGACUGUUGAAAGCUAGCGCAAGAGUGGGGUAGAUCUGGCGCUUCGAGCACGCUUGCAAGAUAAAAAAAAAUGUCUGUCGAUCGAGCUAAGAGCUGAUAGCCAGGAAAAAAAGGAAAUAGGAUCUGUAAUAAGCAUGAGGUCCCUCAUCUUUCGUUUAAGCCAGAUACUUUUCCACUGAUAACCGUUUUUUUUCUGUCAUAGGAGUGCACUACUUGUAUGAUAUUUCCCCAGACAUGCACUGUGAUCAAGUAUUUCCAGUGUAUCUCAUGUAUGGUCAGUCGUCAGGUCGAUUGAAGGCUUUUGGAUGGUCCGUCCUUGCUAAUAUCCAAAGUUAUUUAUGGGAACAUCCUCCAAUGAAGUACUUUAAGGUAAUGAUUAAUCUCAAACAGAGUGUUAGGAUUUCUCGGUCAACAAUUUGGUACUGAUAUGAGGGAGGGGUUGAGGUGUGUAGACAGCAUUUAAGUCAACCUCGUCCCCAGGGCGCUUUUCCCUAGUCCUGCCCCACCUCCAAAGCCAGGGGAAAGCGCCCUGGGGACGAGGUUGCAUUUAGGUUCGUCAAAAGAAGCGGUGGCUAACUUUGUUUUAAGGAAACAAAACGAGGGGAGAGCAAGAAAUUGAAAAUAAUUAAAUUAUCAUUAACCCUAUAAAAAUUGGAUUGGCUGUUUGGUGAAAAACAGCGUUAAUUUUCAAGGUAGGAGGCGCUGCAAGCACUAUUGUAGUUUAACAACCUCCUAAAGAAACUCCUGGAAAAGAUCAUAAACUAAUCUCUUUAUCCUCUCAGCUUUUCUUCAAGGAAGUGCCUAAAUGUGUGAUACGUCGGAAGGUGAUCUCUGGUCAGCAUAUCUACCUCACUGAUCCAAAGAAACUUACCUGCAGCACGCCAUAG
Messenger RNA from Porites lobata, 14243 nucleotides. The record is from the annotation of a GenBank genome assembly. Lineage: Eukaryota; Metazoa; Cnidaria; Anthozoa; Scleractinia; Poritidae.